Messenger RNA from Hemicordylus capensis (graceful crag lizard), 1929 nucleotides. RefSeq names its product keratin, type II cytoskeletal 7-like. Lineage: Eukaryota; Metazoa; Chordata; Lepidosauria; Squamata; Cordylidae. The record is from RefSeq and is a predicted model, not a curated record. The transcript is spliced from 10 exons. Gene Ontology annotation, cellular component: keratin filament. Gene Ontology annotation, molecular function: structural constituent of skin epidermis. The coding region runs from base 1 to 1929 and encodes 642 amino acids. Gene Ontology annotation, biological process: intermediate filament organization; keratinization.
AUGAGCCAGCAGCGCUACAGUUCCAGGUCUCUUAGCGGAAGACAGUCUGGCUCAGCCAUCAGCAGUGGAUUUAGGGGUGGCAACAAUUCGUCUUCCAUCGGCUAUCCUGGAGCAGGCAGAUGUGAGGGCUACAGCCAUAUACUUUCUGGCAGAAGCCUUGGCGGAUAUGGAGGAAGUGCUGGCGGAUACAGUGCGGGCUUUAGGGAUUAUAGCAGCUUGGGUCAUGGUUCUAAGCCUGUGGGCUAUGGUAUUGGGCUCACAGGCUGUGGGGCAGGAGUUGUCAGGCCUGGGGCCUUUACUAGUCACAGCGCAGGAGGCUAUGGCCAGAACGGAGGAUUCAGCAGCCAAAGCCUUGGCAGUUAUGGCAACGGAUAUAGAUGUGGUGGCUUCAGCAGCCGAAGUCUUGGUGGUGGUUAUGGUAGACGCUAUAGUAUGGUAGGCCUUGGCAACCAAAGUCUGGGCAGCAGAGGCAUUUGUGGUGGUGGUCUUAUCUGUGGUGAGCUGGGCUAUGUGCCCAUUGGCCGCUUUGGUGAUAACACUGGGAUCCACGCAGUCAGGGUGAAUGCAAACCUCCUGCGGCCCCUCGGCAUACAGAUUGAUCCCGAGAUUUCUCGAGUGAAAGAGGAAGAGCGAGAGCAAAUAAAAACUCUCAAUGACCAGUUUGCCGGCUUCAUUGACAAGGUUAGGCACGUGGAGCAACAGAAUAAACUCCUGGAAACCAAAUGGAACUGCCUGCAGCAACAAGGGCCCAUUGAAAAGAAAAGUACUAAGCACCUCUUUGAGAAUUACAUCGCAUCCCUGAGGACGCAGUUAGACUUCUUGCUGAAUGAGAGGGAGCAGCUGCAAAUGGAGCAAGCUAAAUUCCAAGAUGUUGUUGAAGAGUAUAAAAGCAGAUACGAAGAAGAAAUCAACCGACGGAUGGUUGCAGAGAACGAUUUCGUGGUGCUGAAGAAGGAUGUAGACUGUGCCUAUACGAAUAAGGUGGAGCUGGAAGUGAAAGUGGAAGCCUUAAGACAGGAGUUCGACUUCCUCAGAUGUGUCCAUGAAGCCGAAAUCGAGAGCCUCCAGACGACAACGUGCGACACCAGUGUUAUUGUGUCUAUGGACAACAGUCGAGAACUGGACAUGGAGGGAAUAAUGAACUCUGUGAGAUGUCAAUACGAGGAGAUUGUGCAGAAGAGCAAGGAUGAGGUCAAUGCUCUAUAUGAAACCAAGUACCAAGAGCUGCAGAGCGCCUGGGGACGUCAGAGUGACAACCUGUGCAGGGACCACCGUGAAAUCAAAGACCUCACCCGUCUCAUCCAGAGACUCAAGGCUGAUAUGGAAAAUGCCAAAAAACAGAUUGAUGUACUGCAGACAGGCAUUGCUGACAAUGAGCAGCGGGGUGAGUCCACCUUGAAGGAUGCCAAAGCAAAACUUGCUGAGGUGGAGAACGCCCUACAGCACUCGAAGGACGAGCUCGCUCACCUGAUAAGGGAUUACCAGGAGCUGCUGAAUGUUAAGAUAUCCCUGGAUAUGGAGAUUGCAAUGUACAAGUCACUUCUGGAAGGAGAAGAGAGCAGGUUAUAUAAUACUACUCCUACUAACAUAUCUGUGGUGGGCAGCUCCAAUAUCUCUGUACCUGCUGGGCCAAUAUACAGCAGUGCUGUGGGUGGAUCUGAGCUUGGAAGGAGAGGUGUUUAUGGCCCUGGCUCAGGAGGUUAUAGCCAGAGAAACACCAGCAGCAGUGGAAAAAGCAACACCAGAAGUGUCAGCUUUGGCUACAAAACUGGAAAUAGCUCUAUGAGUGGAGGACACCUUUCUAGAUGCUCCAUCAACUCUGAAUUUGGGCAGUGUGGUACCAACAGCAACAUGAUGAGCAGUUCUAACGUCUUCCUUAGAGUUUUUGGCACAGCAGCUGCAGACCCAGGAACCGCCAUGCCGCUGUAA